AUGCUCUACCAUACAACAUGGCUAAUAUCGAAAUUGGAUCCCCUUAAGUACAUUUUUGAAAAACCAUCUUUAUCAGGCAGGCUAUUUGAGUUUCCAGAUGAAGAUUUGAUGGCAAUCUUGCAGGAUGAAAAUAAAGAGCCUGUAAGAGAAGUAUGGAAAAUAUUUUUUGAUGAGGCAUCCAAUAUAAUGAGGCAUGGCAUUGGAGCAGUGCUAAUAUCUCCAGAAGAGAAUUACUACCCCUGUACCAUAAGGUUAGAUUUCAACUACAGAAAUAAUGUUACUGAAUAUGAAGCAUGCAUCAUAGGGUUACAGAUGGCCAUUGAAAAGAAAAUUAAAACACUAAAAGUAUAUGGGGAUUUAACCUUGGUAAUUUAUCAACUAAAAGGUAAAUGGGAGGCCAGGGACUUGAAACUAAUGUUAUAUCAAAAGCACAUAACUAGCUUGAUGAAACAUUUUAAAGAGAUCCAAUUUCAACAUGUUCCUUGA
Molecule: messenger RNA, 486 nt
Organism: Durio zibethinus
Lineage: Eukaryota; Viridiplantae; Streptophyta; Magnoliopsida; Malvales; Malvaceae
Molecular function (GO): RNA-DNA hybrid ribonuclease activity; nucleic acid binding
Source: RefSeq, a predicted model, not a curated record